UAAGGGUCGCAUGGUGUACUAAUACAGUAGUAUUACUACUACUCUUCUCCCUCACGGAUCAUCCCCGGCCACUUUGAGCAUAAUAGAUAGGCCGCUUCUAACAUAGGGUUUCCCCCAGAUCUGAUUCGUCCUCGAAAAGUCAACUACUCGAGGGUUUUGGAAUCAGGUUUAUGGUCCAGCUCUUAGGGUGUUCUUGAUUUGAGGUUACGCCGCGCAGCCAAUGCAAUUUGAACAAAAUCUGGAGAUAUUUUCGGUGAAUUUUCGGGUACCGAAAAAAUUGAACAGAUUCAAGAGCGAACUCGCCGUUAUCAUCAACAACAAUGUCCUGGGCCAGUGCGGAAGAUAUCCACCUAUCCACUUCUCUUGCCAGCUAUCUUGAUAAGAAACUUCUUGUGUUGCUGCGAGAUGGUCGGAAGCUUAUCGGCAUACUUCGAUCUUUUGACCAAUUUGCUAAUGCUGUUCUUGAAGGGGCUUGCGAGCGAGUCAUUGUUGGCGAUAUCUAUUGUGACCUUCCACUAGGUCUAUACAUAAUUCGUGGAGAAAAUGUCGUGCUGAUAGGUGAACUGGAUUUGGACAAGGACGAGCUUCCACCACAUAUGACUUGUGUUUCAGAAGAAGAGAUAAAAAGGGCACAAAAAGCAGAAAGAGAGUCUACAGAUCUUAAAGGUACGAUGAGGAAGAGGAUGGAGUUCCUCGAUAUGGAUUGAUGCUUCCCUGUGCAUGAUAUCUGCUUCUUCUGCAUUUUUUGUCAUUUACUCGCAUCUUCUGCAAAUAUUAUCGCGGUUGUUGCUGGGUGGGUGCUGAGAAAUGUAGAUAUGAUCAGAUGGUCAAACAUUUCUCCUACAAAGCAUUGAGGGCCUUUAACUCUUCUUUUUCUUAUUUUUAACCUGGUCUAUCUACACCGAUUCUCUGCCCCUCACUAAAUCCAUUGCAGUGCUUAAAUUGUACUGGCGUUGCUAGGUCAAUGCUUUGUUUUUCUGUACUAGACCUAGGGUGUAACCAAACGAGUUUGGAGUGUGUUAUGCUGUGUUUGGGAUUGUCUUUUUUAGAGCAAAUGGUUGUUCGUACCAGUUCAUGUAGCGUUAAUGGUAUCUGGUAUCCAUAUUGCUCUUGGAGAUUCUUCUUCUUCAAUGUUCCGUUUGGGAAUCUGGAAAAUGUUAGGUGUCGCCG
This is a messenger RNA of Cuscuta epithymum, 1170 nucleotides long. NCBI's taxonomy places the organism in Eukaryota, Viridiplantae, Streptophyta, Magnoliopsida, Solanales, Convolvulaceae. The record is from the annotation of a GenBank genome assembly.